AACAUUUGUUUUCAUAUUUACAUUACUUGGCCACAUCGCUGACGCGGAACUGACUGCCAAACAAAUAAACAUAGAUUAAAGAAUUUUAUUAGUUUUAACAGCUAUUCAACAGAUAAUUGAAAAUGCGCAAAACAUGGGUGAAGCGGGAAAAUAUAUAUUACAAGCCAUUCUACAAGGAUAAAUCGAAAAUAUUUUUUCUCUUAAUAUUUUUUGUUGGAAUCUCAUUCAUCGCCUAUCAGGCCUUCUCGCUGAAUCAGUUGCCCAGCGUGCAGCAGCUGCGACGGAAGCACAAACAAAUGAUGCAGUCUCUGGGUAGUAAACAGCUGGACGUCGACGACUUCGAUGGCGGAGGCGGCUUCGAUCCUGGUAAGGAUGCCGAUCUGGCUGUGCCAGCAACACAAGGUGCCGAUGCUAUUAAGAUUAUACGGGGCAUACGACUGUUCGACUACGACGCAUACAAGCCCAAUUACAAGGGCAAUUUCAAGUGUCUGGAUGGCAGCAAGGAGAUACCGUUCGACCAUCUCAAUGACAACUAUUGUGACUGUGUUAGUGAUGGCAGCGAUGAGCCCAGCACGAAUGCCUGCUCCAAUGGACGCUUCUAUUGUAAAUACCAAAAAAGGCAUAUCACGGGCCGGGGCCUGGACGUCUGGGUUUGGGCCUCUCGAGUGAAUGACCACGUGUGUGAUUGCUGCGACGGCAGCGAUGAGUGGACGACAAAUGCCAACUGCCAAAAUCAUUGUGCGUAGUGUUUUGUUUGUGUUUCGUGUGAUUGGCUUAGCAGGACACCGAAAAACAACAAAACAAA
Messenger RNA from Drosophila mojavensis, 805 nucleotides. RefSeq names its product glucosidase 2 subunit beta. The transcript has 3 exons. Gene Ontology annotation, biological process: N-glycan processing. NCBI's taxonomy places the organism in Eukaryota, Metazoa, Arthropoda, Insecta, Diptera, Drosophilidae. The coding region runs from base 123 to 746 and encodes 207 amino acids. The record is from RefSeq and is a predicted model, not a curated record. Gene Ontology annotation, cellular component: glucosidase II complex.